GGAAACUAGCAAUCCCACCUACUCCUUAGAGAAAUGUAUGACUGAGAGUCUCACGCCGCCAGUACUACCCGGCGAUAGUAUCGUCGUCGGCUCGACAGGGCCCUGACCAAAUGUGGUCCAGUCCCGAGUCUCACGGCUUGGUUGUUCGUAUUUCCCUGCUUUUCUGCCCGUUGGGAGCCCCGUUGCGUAAUCCUUCUCUCGGGCUUGGCUACAGCUCCGAUGGAACCUGGAAGGCGAUGGCAACGAUUGCAGAAUGUAGGUACGAAUGCGCCUAUGGCAUACACCGCAUACCCCGCCGUCGUAUACCGCGCCAUACCCGGUCCCCUACAUCCAGGCCCGCUAUCCUCUUCCGCUCAAGCCUACCGUACCUUGGGUGGCGCGCGACGGGUCCCGUCCCUCCCUCCCUUCUUCGCGCGGAGGUCCAGCUGCUCAACCCGCUAGGGCAAUCUGCCAAAUCCUGGCAUGUGCUUCGCUUAUUGGGGCCUCAGCCAUACAACGAAGGUGGCCACAAUGCCUAUCGUCUUGUGGUAGUCCUUCUCCUGGAGAAUCCAUGCCUCGGUGUUUCGUCUUCUAUAAUGUCGGGGGAGUAGUCAGUUACAGGCUUACUCCUGCCACUGUAGAUAUCAGCUAUCUCAGGCAGAGAUUCCACCAUCGCUGGCUAGCGUCGUAGCAUGGGUGCCCGGCCACGCAUGGCUCUGUGGAGACCUAUGUACAAGUCAUGCAGAGCCAGACAUAUCCUGUACCCGAUCUGCACCGAUGCUUGGUUCCUGUCGAUUCCAAUAGGGUUUGUUGACAUGGCGGCAUCGAACUCGCCCUAGCUCUCAGCCUUAUUCAUGCCGCCGUCCCCCUCCCUGAGCUAUCCAGCUUUCUUUCCGCUUCCGAUGGAAAUUCGCCUCAAC
Durotheca rogersii is the source of this 899-nucleotide messenger RNA. RefSeq lists its product as uncharacterized. The transcript has 3 exons. The record is from RefSeq and is a predicted model, not a curated record. Lineage: Eukaryota; Fungi; Ascomycota; Sordariomycetes; Xylariales; Xylariaceae. Bases 111 to 590 code for a protein of 159 amino acids.